Messenger RNA from Entrophospora sp. SA101, 1038 nucleotides. NCBI's taxonomy places the organism in Eukaryota, Fungi, Glomeromycota, Glomeromycetes, Entrophosporales, Entrophosporaceae. The record is from the annotation of a GenBank genome assembly.
AUGGAUUUACUUACAAGUUUGUAUGACAUUCAAGAUUUAAAUAAUGAUCCAACAGUUUUACAGCUAGAUGAAGUAGUGGAUCUCGAUUAUCUAAGCAGAAUUUCUUAUACAGAGCUAUUAGAGGAAAGUUAUAACGGCGUAUUUUUUAUCCCAACAAUUAAUCAUCACAACAACAAUUGUUGUAUAUCAUCACCUGAUGAUACAUUCUACAAUCUUAAAUUAAAUGGGGAUGAUCAUCAACCACAUUUUCCUUUCUUUGACCAUUUUGAAGAAAUUGAUAACAACAACAAUAAUGCUUCAUUCGGCCCAUCAAUGUACGAUGUGACAGACAUGACGAGAACUUUUUCAAGCGAAAGUGGUGGGAGCUGUCCCGAUCUUACCAAUUGUAGUCACCCUAGCAUAUGCACAACUCCUUUAAUUUCAUCACCACAAGAUCAAUCGCCCAUAAUGACAAGUCAACUACUUAUUAAUCAUCUUCAUCAUCAUGAUAAUAGCAGUAGUAACAAUGUUAUAAUAAUUACUUCUCCACCUUUAACCACCAUAUCACCAAUUUCUAUAUCAACAAAUCAUAAUCAUAAUAUCUGUUCUUCCACUUCUUCUGACAUUAAUGAUGAUGUCGCUCCUACGCCUAAACGGCGCGGUAGAGCAAAAGGAUCACGUAAAAUAAAAAAUGAUGAUGUUUUAAUGCUAGGAAUCCUCACAAAAUCAAGAGGUAGGAGAAUGAACAACAAUAACUUAAAGAUCACAAAACCUGGAACUAAAACUUUCGAGUGUACUUAUUCUGGUUGUGGGAGAGUUUUCAAAAGAUCCGAACACCUUAAAAGGCAUAUCAGAUCAAUUCACACAUUAGAACGACGUAAGUUCUCCAGAUCUGAUAAUUUAACACAACAUAUUCGUGUCCAUAGACCAAAUGGUAAAGAAAAGAAUACAAAUCAAAAAAUCUUUAAUAAUUUCACACCCUACUUAAAGACCUAUCAAGAAACAACAUCUUCCCCAACUUCGCCAUCACCAAAUCCAUCCUCAUUACAUAAUAAUUAA